AUGGCUGUGCGCGCGCAAUUCGAGAACUCCAACGAAGUUGGAGUCUUCUCCCGCCUGACCAAUUCCUACGCUAUCGUCGCAGUCGGUGGCUCUGAGAACUUCUACAGUGUCUUUGAGUCUGAGCUGCAGGAUAUUAUCCCCAUCUGCCAUGCCACCAUCGCCGGCACACGUAUCGUCGGUCGGUUAACGGUCGGAAACAAAAACGGCCUCCUCGUGCCAACAACGACAACGGACCAAGAACUCCAACACCUCCGCAACACGCUACCGGACAGCGUAAAAAUCCAACGCAUCGAAGAGCGGCUGUCGGCGCUCGGCAACGUAAUCUGCUGCAACGACCACGUGGCGAUCGUGCACCCGGACCUGGAGCGCGAGACGGAAGAGAUCAUCGCGGAUGUCCUGGGCGUCGAAGUAUUCCGGCAAACGGUAGCCGACAACGUGCUGACGGGCUCGUACAUGGCGCUGUCGAACCAGGGAGGAAUCGUGCAUCCCAAGACCUCGGUGCGGGACCAGGACGAGUUGAGCUCGCUGCUGCAGGUGCCGCUUGUCGCGGGGUCUGUGAAUCGCGGUAGUGCUGUUGUUGGCGCGGGUAUGGUCGUUAAUGACUGGCUUGCGAUUACGGGGCUGGAUACGACGGCGACGGAGUUGAGUGUUGUGGAGAGUGUGUUUAGGUUGGGUGAGAUGGCUCCUGGUGGACAGGGUGCUGGUGUUAAUAAGGAGAGUAUCGUUGAGAGUUUCUAUUAG
Molecule: messenger RNA, 741 nt
Organism: Penicillium cinerascens
Lineage: Eukaryota; Fungi; Ascomycota; Eurotiomycetes; Eurotiales; Aspergillaceae
Product: translation initiation factor 6
Exons: 4
Coding region: 1-741 (246 amino acids)
Biological process (GO): assembly of large subunit precursor of preribosome; maturation of 5.8S rRNA; maturation of LSU-rRNA
Cellular component (GO): nucleolus; preribosome, large subunit precursor; cytosol
Molecular function (GO): ribosomal large subunit binding
Source: RefSeq, a predicted model, not a curated record